This is a messenger RNA of Sapajus apella (tufted capuchin), 1811 nucleotides long. It is a transcript of the gene AK2, whose product is annotated as adenylate kinase 2. Gene Ontology annotation, biological process: ADP biosynthetic process. Bases 152 to 850 code for a protein of 232 amino acids. Gene Ontology annotation, molecular function: ATP binding; AMP kinase activity. Gene Ontology annotation, cellular component: cytoplasm; mitochondrion. The transcript has 8 exons. Lineage: Eukaryota; Metazoa; Chordata; Mammalia; Primates; Cebidae. The record is from RefSeq and is a predicted model, not a curated record.
UCGUGCUCAGAGGCGGGAGGACCGGGCUGACUGACGCGGCGACGGGCCAGUGUGAGCAGCGAGUGGGACGUGAGUGGCGUGCGUGGCGCGAUGGCCUGGAAAGGACUGGACCUGUGAGGUGUGCGAGCGGGUGUGAGAGACUUCCGCGGACAUGGCUCCCAGCGUGCCAGCGGCGGAACCCGAGUAUCCUAAAGGCAUCCGGGCCGUGCUGCUGGGACCUCCCGGGGCCGGUAAAGGCACCCAGGCACCCAAAUUGGCUGAAAACUUCUGUGUCUGCCAUUUGGCUACUGGGGACAUGCUGAGGGCCAUGGUGGCUUCUGGCUCAGAGCUGGGAAAAAAGCUGAAGGCAACUAUGGAUGCUGGGAAACUGGUGAGUGAUGAAAUGGUAGUGGAGCUCAUUGAGAAGAAUUUGGAGACCCCCUCAUGCAAAAAUGGUUUUCUUCUGGAUGGCUUCCCUCGGACUGUGAGGCAGGCAGAAAUGCUUGAUGACCUCAUGGAGAAGAGGAAAGAAAAGCUUGAUUCUGUGAUUGAAUUCAGCAUCCCAGACUCUCUGCUGAUCCGAAGAAUCACAGGAAGGCUGAUUCACCCCAAGAGUGGCCGUUCUUACCAUGAGGAGUUCAACCCCCCAAAGGAGCCCAUGAAAGAUGACAUCACCGGGGAACCCUUGAUUCGUCGAUCAGAUGAUAAUGAGAAGGCCUUGAAAAUCCGCCUGCAAGCCUACCACACUCAAACCACCCCACUCAUAGAGUACUAUAGGAAACGGGGGAUCCACUCUGCCAUCGAUGCAUCCCAGACUCCUGAUGUUGUGUUCGCGUGCAUCCUAGCAGCCUUCUCCAAAGCCUCAUGCUGAGCGUCUGAGAGCAGCCAAAUCUACUUCCCCAAAGAGAGACCAGGCCUAGUAUCAGAAGGCCAGGCGAGACUGCACCACUGCUCAUCACCCUGCGGCAUGAUCCCUGCUCUUAGGUGCUGGGCAGAAGGGAAGGGGGGUCAGGGUGAGGAUGGUGAGGGAGGGCUGGUGAGGGGCUCAAAAGGAAUACUUGGAAGAACAGCAGUGUUACUGUAGUGAGGCAGUUUCUUUUAUACAUAAGUAGGAGUUUUUAAAGUGUAAGGGAAAAAUUAAUUUUUUAAAAAACACCAUGCUUGGAGGGUGGGGGUAGAAAUACAGAGCUACAGUAUUAUUUCUAAGGAAUCGGGUUCUCAAUUACUCUGGACUGGUGACAAUAUUUUUUAAAGCCAGCGCUCUAAGACCUCAGCUUUUAUCUCAGAACCCCAUGGGUUCCAGACCAAGAGUACAGGAAAUCAAAUUAUUGUCCGGUCUGUCCUAUAGCUUGGAACAGGGAGGCUUUGACUACUGACCCUGGUUUCACACACUGUAAGAUCAAAAAAUCAUCUCCACAUUUGAAAGAGAUAUAAGAUGUCUUCAUAGUGAUGGGGGAUCAACAAAUCAAGCUUACUGGAAUCAAGGGGAGGGGGAAGAGAAUGGAAUGGAAAGGGAGGCUGACUCCCUUCCCCUGACCUACCAAUGAUUCACCAGGCCACCUACUCUCAUGAGUAACCUCUCCCAGCUACCCAAUAAAUGCCACAAUCCUAUGCUCUUGCCUUUUAUCUGCAGUGUGUGAAGGGACCCUUUUAAAUAAAUAAGCAAAUGUCCCAAGCUGUAUCAUCCAAAGAUUGUCCUUUCCAUUCUCUAAUCCUGUGACUGGGAUCACUCAACAGCACUGUGAUAUAUUAUUUUCAAUGAGGUGCCUUUCUUAACUGACCAAAUGCUGCCUUAUUUGGCCCUAAGUCAAUAAAAUAUGUUAAAAUUUGUA